Molecule: messenger RNA, 2684 nt
Organism: Chinchilla lanigera (long-tailed chinchilla)
Lineage: Eukaryota; Metazoa; Chordata; Mammalia; Rodentia; Chinchillidae
Exons: 2
Coding region: 1678-2337 (219 amino acids)
Source: RefSeq, a predicted model, not a curated record
UUGUCUCAGUAACUGGAGAAAAGUAACCAAGACAGACACAAACCUGGCUUUGAACGUACUGAGCCUGAGCCCCUGCCUGUGACUGUCAAGGUGCUAGGAUUAGACACUUGACAACUGGAGACCCUGUCUGCACUUGCGGAUUUGUCUUCUGGUAAGAGGCGGCAGUCCGUCAACCAGACAGCGGAUGGUUCGGACAGUGACAGGACUGCCUGGGGGACGGGGGCACUGGUGGGAGGGCAGCAGACUGGGUUACCAGGCUGGGCACCUAUUUGGAGGGGACACUGAAAGCUGAGAUCAGGAAAUGAUGGGAGACAGAGGUGGGUGAAGAUAAGAUCAAGGGUGGGGUGUGGGGAGAGGGAGACAGGAGUGGUCCGUCCUGACAGGAAGGAAUAUUUUAUCACCGACAUUGUAGAUGUACCGGCUGAGCGUGGUAAUAGAAAGCAGACAGAUUGUCAGUUGACUGUGUUUUUUGAUUCUUUAGCUAAUGCAAACCCUUCCCACUUGACCCAGGGCAGAUGGCUCCACCACCUUGUCCUCAUCCACCUGGGUGCACGUCUGAUUAGGGAAACCCAUUAUAUUGAGAGUCAUCGAUAUAUUAAAAAACUAACAUCAUGUGGUUUCUUUGUUUAUGGCUUCAAUAACAGAUCUGGUCUCCAGUCCACAAACCGCCAAGCAGAUCUACUUCCAUUAACCUACACCUGCUACUUCCCAGCUGGCCGCCAAAACCCACACAGCGCAACAGACUGCACCAAGACAGGCAAAGGGGGAGUCUUGUCCACAGCUUGCAGUGGGGGGGGGGAUCCCUGACCCCCUCACCUACCCCCCCCCCCCCCCGUUUGGGAUUUAAAUGGAACAGUCCGGAGGCACAGCCGGCAAGGCGGGAGCAAGGAGGGAGAGCUGGGAGGCUGACCUGUGAGUGUGAGGUGCAAAGAACCCCGGAAAGUGCCAGAAAACUCCCCGAGAAAGCCGCCUUUCCGCCCACUCCUCCAACCUCCAGCCUGCCGCACAGCUGCUCCCGGCCAACAACGCUUCGAGGAGGGUGGCAAGAUUCUUCCCCAAAUGCCUGCUCUUAGCCGAUGGCCGAACAAAACGCUUUCGUGGGUUUAUCUUGCUGGUGACGGGGCACACAGAAAGCGGGCUGCCUGCGGCCUGAAGGUCAGCGGGGCUGUUCGUGCUUUAAUUCUAUGAGGCCAAGGACGAUCGCCUCCCGCCUCAUCCCCAGGGCAGCCUCCGUGCCAGCGUGCAUUUGCUCAAAAGCACACAGGAUGAGGCCGCUGCGGGCGGCUGACCCAGGCUGGCCAGCAGAUGAUACCCUUGCCCUUCUCUUGGCCUCCCUGUUAGACCAACACUCUCCCCGGAAAAUGUAUGUGGCUCUAGCUGAGUGUGUCUGUCACGACGGCCGACUCGGGACUCACAAGUCAAGCGCACCCUGUGAGCCCAGACCUCCUCUACCUUGCUCCCCUUCCUAGGCUGCUUCCGAGGCGUCCCUGCUUUCACGCCUGCCCGCUAGGAAGGAUUUGUUUUGUUUUUCGAUGAAUCAACCUGCUGUGUUUUAAAAGGCAUCCAACUGAAGAAUAGCCCUGUGUUUGCCGUCACAGGAAACAGCGACGCAGGCAGUGGCGCUCUCGCUGCGCGUCUCCAAGCAGCGGAGAGGAGAAAUGGACAUGCAACGGUCCCAUGAGCAAGCUCCGAGUCGCUCCGCAUUACGUGCCCUCUAAUCAUCCGCCUGCACACGCGUGCUGCCAGAAACAUCUCAGACCCAGCGACUUGAGCUCUGGAAAGGCCGUCGUCCACCCACGUCGUUUCACACAUGGAGAAACGGAGGCCCAGAGAAGCGAAGUGACAGGUGCAAGCUUUGAGGGCUGCGCAGUGACGGAACUCAAACUGAAACCUAAAUCUCCUGCACCGCGCCUAGAAGAGAAGUAUUACCGAGUGCCCGCCCCCGACCAAGCGGUACAGACACGCAGCGAGACACAGGCCUCUCACACCCGGCUGUGGCGUGGCGGGCUGAGUUCUGAAGCGCCACCGUCUCUCAGGAGGAAAGCAAGCAGGCCGCCACCCACAUCGCCCCUUAACUCCUUUGCACCACUCAGCAGCCAGAGGAAUGUUCUCGAAGCACAAGCCACACAGAGCCGUCUAACAGCAUCGCCUGGCACCUUCUUCCUGUUCUUAAAGACCCAACUCUUGAGCAUGACCUUGGAGGCUCGGCUUGGCCUGGUUCCUGUCAGUCACCGCAGUCUCACUGUCCCCGCCUACCUGCCGCAUUUGCCAUCAGAGCAGCCCCUGCGCCCGUGCACACGCUGUUCCCAUCGUCACAACCGUUUUUCUGUGCCUUAGACCUCGCUAACAUACACCCUUCCUUCUUUCAGCUUUCCCUUCCCCAGAGAAGGCUUCCUUGUCCUUUCAGAGUAAAGCCAGGUCCAGCUUAAACACCCCGACAGCAACAUGUUCUCUUGCCCUCAACGCUUUUAAUUUGAUUUGUUGUUACUAUGAUCACUAAUGAAUCAACAGUGCCUCCACCACUGGACUGCAGGUUGCCAGAAUUUUUCAGGGCUUGCUCACCAGAGUGUUCUGUCACCACCAGCAUGAUGUGGGUGUAGGAGAUGCUCCAUCAAUAAGAAUAUGAGUGAAUAAACACAUGAGAAAUAGAAUAAAAGAAUGUGCAUAAUCCCAGCACUCAAGAG